CACACUUGGCCAAUAAAGAAUUCUAAUCCUAACGAUGGUAAGAAAGGGCCUCUUGUGUGUGUGUCUCGUAUUCCUGGAUACCUUCCUAGUAAAUGCCACCCGUUGAACUGCAGACCUAUUUCCCUUCUUCCCCUUCUCGGUAGGGAACGUCCAAUCCAGACGGCUACCUCUCCACCCUCCCGGGUUCCAGCGUGGUCUUCCACUGGCCACGCAACGAUUACGACCAACUCUUGUGCGUCCGGCUGAUGGACGCCCCCAACUGCAUUUGGUCCGGAGGCUUUGAAGUCAACAAGAACAAUUCCUUCCACAUCAACAUGAGGAGGUCCCGGUCGUCUUCAGCCAACACGGCGUGGCUGAGCCCCGUCUCAGCACCGAAGUGAAGCCCUCCACCACUUUAGACUACGCCUGGGACGAGCCCACUCUCCCGCCUUACGUCACCCUGACCGUCAAAGGGGCCGGCUCGUCCGAAGUCACCUGCUGCAUGAAUGACUUCCAAGAGAGCAAGCAGUUGUAUUACGAAAACUUCAUCUACAUCGCGGCCACUUACACUUUUUCAGGG
Thamnophis sirtalis is the source of this 559-nucleotide messenger RNA. The record is from RefSeq and is a predicted model, not a curated record. Lineage: Eukaryota; Metazoa; Chordata; Lepidosauria; Squamata; Natricidae.